Athalia rosae (coleseed sawfly) is the source of this 1034-nucleotide messenger RNA. RefSeq names its product transcription factor BTF3 homolog 4 (gene bic). Gene Ontology annotation, cellular component: nascent polypeptide-associated complex; cytosol. Lineage: Eukaryota; Metazoa; Arthropoda; Insecta; Hymenoptera; Athaliidae. The record is from RefSeq and is a predicted model, not a curated record. The coding region runs from base 165 to 770 and encodes 201 amino acids. The transcript is spliced from 4 exons.
UUCCAUUUUCUUGACCCCUUUAGCUAACGGUGAGCACGUGUUUCAGUUGCCGGCCGUUCCGAGUGAAUUUUUUCGCCUGGAAUUUGGCGUUUUUUAAAUACUAUUAAUCGUCUGUGAUCGUGUUAAGUUAUCAGUCAUAGUGAUAACUUGUUGAUAAAAUUAAUAUGAACCCAGAAAAGUUGAAGAAACUGCAGGCCCAAGUGCGAAUCGGAGGCAAGGGUACACCCCGUCGUAAGAAGAAGGUUGUACAUGCCACUGCGGCAACUGAUGAUAAAAAGCUUCAGAGUUCUCUGAAGAAGCUGUCAGUAAAUACUAUUCCUGGUAUAGAGGAAGUGAACAUGAUUAAGGACGACGGAACUGUCAUUCAUUUCAACAAUCCCAAAGCUCAAGCGAGUCUAUCUGCAAAUACUUUUGCCAUUACUGGCCACGGCGAAAAUAAACAAAUCACCGAAAUGUUACCUGGUAUCUUGAGUCAGCUCGGGCCAGAGGGUUUGACCCAGCUUAAGCGUUUGGCCAGUUCCGUAGCUGGGAGUGCGGUAGGGAAAGCUGCCCUAGAAGAAGACGAUGAAGUUCCGGACUUGGUUGAAAACUUUGACGAAGCCAGUAAAGAGGAGGUUGCGCCAAAGAAGGAGUCAGAAGAAAAAUCAACUGAAAAACCGGUUGAAAAAGUGAAUGAGAAACCAGUUGAAAAGCCAGAAGAGAAGAAAGAACCCCCUGCCCUUGUAGCAGAGGAAAAAAAGGAUGCCCCGCUAGCGAAACCUGAAGCUUAAAAUCCGUGCCCGACUACCUGAAUCAGUUGAAAUUGCUGAGUUGCGCGCACGCUCGGUUCUUCACAUAUGUAAUACACACUGACAUACACCAUAAUAUACAUUUAUAUAAGUAACGAAUGAAGAGAUAACACCAAAAAAAAAGAACAAAAAAAAUUUAAAAAAUUUAAAAAAAUCUGAAAACUAUUGAAAAGUCAGAAGAUUUGAAGUGAUAACUGUAUUUUACUCAUCAUUGUUUUAUCCAGAAUAAAUGCUGCUUCAAGUCGA